Messenger RNA from Zea mays, 1200 nucleotides. Its product is annotated as glutathione S-transferase T3. The coding region runs from base 1 to 1200 and encodes 399 amino acids. The record is from RefSeq and is a predicted model, not a curated record. The transcript has 2 exons. Lineage: Eukaryota; Viridiplantae; Streptophyta; Magnoliopsida; Poales; Poaceae.
AUGGAUGGCACACACAACAGCAGGGGUGACAGCUCACAGCCGCAAGGUCAAGCUGGUUGGAACCCAUACCAGCCCCCUCCUCCACCUGCCUGGAACCCAUACAUGUUUCCAAUGCAACCUCAGCCUGGUGGCUGGUAUCCACAACCAAUCCAUCAUCCCCCACAUAAUGUUAGCAUCUUUCCUCCUCCUGGUGGACCUAACAUAGUAUCAGUUGACCACACUCAAGCGAAUGUGGUUCUGGGGGCUGAUGAGGUAGAUGUACUUCAUCCAGAGGAUUCAUCAGUACCUGCAAUCCUGAGACGGGGAAGGUCUAAGUUAGGGAACUUCAGCCCACAAGAAGAUGUAAACCUGGUGAAAGCAUGGUUGGAAGUUAGCUGUGAUCCUGUCAUAGGUAACGGCCAAAAAGGAGACAGGUUCUGGAAGAGGGUGGUGGAACGAUAUAAUUUUCGGAGGGGGGCAAACUCAGAAAGAAGCCUCAGGUCACUGCAGAGCCGCUGGACCAAUAAUAUCAAGCCUGAGGUUGGAAAAUUUGCAGGCUACUAUGCAGAAGCCCUACGACAAAAUCCCAGCGGAAUGUCAGAUGCUGACAAAACAUCACUUGCAGCUACCAACUUUGCGGAGGUUGAAGGGCAUGCGUUUGGAUUCAUGCACUGUUGGGACCGUAUGAAGGACGAGCCCAAAUGGGGUAACCCAACACAACUUGGGACUGAAGCUCAUCUAGAAGGCGACGGCUUGGAAGAGGACUCCAACAGGGUGCACGUUGAUGCAGACAAGUCAGCUGGAAAAAGGCCGGUUGGUAGAGACAGAGCUAAAGCAGCGAGCAAGAAAUCUAAAUCGGUGUCAGGUGAUACAUCUUCUUCAGAGUAUGCUAGUAGGAUGCAGGACCUGUCCAUUCAAAAAAUAAAUAUCAUGCAAGAAGAAAGCGUGCGCAAAGGUGAGCGAUUCCAGCAGCUUGCUACAAUUGAUGAGAAAAGGUACCAGGAAAUGCGUAAUCACAACCAAUCGGUAUUAGAUAUUGAGCAAGAGAAAGUUAGAAUCAUGCGUGAGAAGCAUGACAGGGAGGAGAAGAAGGAGGAUGAGAGGAUUCUGAGUAUUAAUUUGGACUCCUGCACACCUUCCCUAAGAAUGUAUUAUGAAGCUUUGCAGGAGGACAUAAUGGCGAAGCUUGCUGCUAGACGCCAAGGGAGGCAUGCCCCAUAA